Melitaea cinxia (Glanville fritillary) is the source of this 538-nucleotide messenger RNA. RefSeq names its product NADH dehydrogenase [ubiquinone] 1 subunit C2 (gene ND-B14.5B). Bases 107 to 460 code for a protein of 117 amino acids. Gene Ontology annotation, biological process: mitochondrial electron transport, NADH to ubiquinone. The transcript is spliced from 3 exons. NCBI's taxonomy places the organism in Eukaryota, Metazoa, Arthropoda, Insecta, Lepidoptera, Nymphalidae. The record is from RefSeq and is a predicted model, not a curated record. Gene Ontology annotation, cellular component: mitochondrial inner membrane.
ACAUGGCAAGGUAAAAAGAAAAUGUCACUGGAUUGUGGAAAAUGACAUUGACAUUUCUACAUGAAAUGUAAGAUUUUUGCGAUUGAGAGAAAAAUAAUUAAUAAAGAUGUCUUCAAAUUUAUCUGCAAUUGAAUUAUUAAACUUGGGAAAUGAAGGACGAACGAAGCCUGUUUUAAAUGAAUACUGGCCCUACCUCUUGGGUACAUUCUUCGGAGUGGGAACAGGCCUUAUUAUAAAUUUUGGCACUAGACGUCCUCUCAUGAGCGGUAUACAAAAGCAUAUUAUAGGUGUAGUUGGUUGGACAUCGCUUUUUACGUAUGUAACGAACAAACGAGAAGAAUAUUUAGCUGAAAAAGACGCAAUUCUGAGGCACUACAUUCAACUGCACCCUGAAGAUUUCCCUGUUCCAGAGAGGAAAAAGUUUAGUGAAGUUUUGGAGCCAUGGGUACCUGUCCGUUAAUUUGAUUAGUGAUACAAAAAAAUGCAGAUAAAUUAGUGCAGAUUCUUUGUUUUUAUUUAAAUAAAUUGCAAUUAAUUA